Molecule: messenger RNA, 741 nt
Organism: Halteromyces radiatus
Lineage: Eukaryota; Fungi; Mucoromycota; Mucoromycetes; Mucorales; Cunninghamellaceae
Product: nucleotide-diphospho-sugar transferase
Exons: 3
Coding region: 1-741 (246 amino acids)
Cellular component (GO): endoplasmic reticulum membrane
Source: RefSeq, a predicted model, not a curated record
AUGUUAAAAGAAACAGUCGAUUUUAUGGAAACUCGAAGGAAAACAUCCAAAGAUCAUCAACAAAACUAUGAAAUUAUCAUUGUAGACGAUGGUAGUAGAGAUAAUACUAUUCAGGUAGCAUCGGAUUUUGCAACACAACACCAGUCUGUGGAUAUUCGCAUUUUACCCUUGGAAAAGAAUCGUGGAAAAGGUGGUGCUGUCACUCAAGGAAUGUUAUGUGCUCGUGGAGAAUAUUGUCUUAUGGUGGAUGCUGAUGGUGCUACUCAAUUCUCUGAUAUUAUCAAAUUGGAAGAACAACUCAAAUCUAUUGUUAAUCAAGAUGGUUAUGGUAUUGCAGUUGGAUCAAGAUCUCAUCUAGUAUCUACUGAAGCUGUAGUCAAGCGAUCAUUCAUUCGAAAUCUACUCAUGCGUGGUUUCCAUACAUUGGUAUACACUUUGGGUAUUAGAGGAAUUGAAGACACACAAUGCGGUUUCAAGUUAUUCACAAGAAAUGCGGCUCAACUUAUCUUCCCCAAUAUGCAUGUAGAAAGAUGGAUCUUCGAUAUUGAAUGCUUGAUGAUUGCCCAAUCUCAAAAUAUCCCUAUUGUAGAAGUCCAAGUCAAUUGGCAUGAAAUAGACGGAAGCAAGGUCAACUUGAUCACGGAUUCAGUACAAAUGGCAAAGGAUUUAUUUUUGAUUAGAUUGAAUUUUGUAUUAGGUUUUUGGAAAGUGAAAAAGGAAAAAAUGUUGAAAAGUUUGUAA